Molecule: messenger RNA, 393 nt
Organism: Trypanosoma rangeli
Lineage: Eukaryota; Euglenozoa; Kinetoplastea; Trypanosomatida; Trypanosomatidae
Exons: 1
Source: RefSeq, a predicted model, not a curated record
AUGACGGAGGCGGAGAUUGAGGGGCAGUACUGCGGCCGCAAGCCGGAGUUUGUGCAGUGGCUGCGGGCGAGUGUGCAGUCAUCCGGUGGCCAAACUCAUGGGAGUGGGGAAACAACGCCUGGCGGUGCCGGGAGGGACAGUACCGUUGAAAAUGGUUCGCAGGAAGAGAAGCGGGAUCAGCGGUGUCAGGAGUCGAAUGGAGGAAGACAAAAUCCACAAGAAUCAGAUUUACCGCAAGAACAGUCGAGGGUUUCAGUAGAACCCGCACGGCACGCUGACAGGAGUGAAGGUGGUGGCGGUGGAAUUGCGGUGGAAACCGUUGGCAGAAGGGAAGAUGAAAGAAGUGAAGAGGACAAAACGAGUGCCCCCACUGAAGGGGAUGUCAAAGACAAG